This is a messenger RNA of Musca domestica (house fly), 1066 nucleotides long. RefSeq lists its product as uncharacterized. Bases 107 to 1057 code for a protein of 316 amino acids. Lineage: Eukaryota; Metazoa; Arthropoda; Insecta; Diptera; Muscidae. The record is from RefSeq and is a predicted model, not a curated record. The transcript has a single exon.
ACACCAUAAGAAAUCAUUAAUUUGUGUCAAUUCAAAUUCAAAAUUUUCCAACAAAAAAAAUAAAUCACAAUUCAAAACUCCCUUUGAAAAUUUGAAAUUUGCAAGAAUGCAUUCUUUGGAAAAAGCAGUUUCGGAAAAACAUCGCGUAAUCGUUCAACUAAAUAAAUUGGGAUCACAAAAUGCUUCCCACUCGAAAUUAACGCUGGUACAAGUUCGUGCUAGACCCGAGCUGACUGAUCCUUUUGUUGCGUUGGGUUACGACACGUUACAAGUCAAUCGGAAAUCAUCGUCUCAAUUUUCCACUUUGUCAUCAUCAUCCUCACCUUCAAAGGCUAAAUUGCAUUUCGAUUGCGUUGGCAAUGGUUUUGAUGCACGGACACGUUCUGAGAUGGCUUCGAUGAUGGCACAUUUGUUGCUACAACAACGAAACUGUUGCAUGAUACGAUGUGUGGCGAAACGUGAAUCAUCGGCCGCAGUUCUCAAUCAUUUACUGGUCUGUGAGGUCGACAAGCGAAUGCAAUCGGCCCAGCUAAGUUUGAGCUGCAUCCAAUGUGAAUAUUUCGAUAUACGUAAAUUCGAUAUGGUCAAUUUGUUGGGCAGGCCAACACGCCGCAAGAAAUUCCUAAGCACCAUGGAUCUGCAACGAUGGCUAAAUGGUGAUUAUCAGCAGUUAGUUGCCGGUUGUCAGGGUCAUGAGUGUUUGGAUUUUCUAUUCAGCUUUUCGGAUAGAAAUCGUAUAAUGUAUGAGGUGAAAUUUUCCUAUAUGCAAAUUGUUGCCGGCAAAUUGGAUACGGAUGGGAAAGUGGCCCUGAGUACAUGUUUGGCAAAUUUGGAUAUAAGACCCAGGGGCAAUACUUCAAUGUUGGUGGAUACCAUACGGGAUUAUUACUCUGCCGAACAGGAAAUGCAAAUUUGGAUGUUUUUCGAAAUACCUGUCCAACAGCGGCUUGGUUUGAAUGGAGCUGGUGAUAUUAUGGAUGAUAUGUUGAAAUUAGCCAAGGCUGCCUAUGCUGGUUUUAAUUCAGCCAAAGUUAAUAAGGUUGGAAUCUGUAGAUAAAAUUUGGAG